UUCGAUUUAAUUCUUCAACCGGCAGGGUGGAGAGGUUCAGCAGUCCGCAGCCUGGCAGUGUAAUCCUCUUGCCGGGAGGAGCAGGGAAAGCCCUCCCCAGACUGAGCCGCAGAGAGGAGCCGAGAUUAGAGCCGGACACACGGGGAGAGUUCACCGGAGUGCUCGCUCUUUUUUUGGAGCUUUUGUCCUGCUGCUGGGAGCUUUUUUGAACUGAGUGAUACAGACUCUGAGGAUCAUUCACACUUCACAUCAUGAGUGGACCGACAAAUGUUCAGUACCAGUCAGGUCUUUAUGGAGAAAACAACAACAGCAGCUCUCCUAUCUCCAGCCGUGGCAAUUCGCCCAUCGUGUGUGAGCGCUGUGGGGACGUGUGUCGUGGAGAAGUGGUGCGCGUCAAAAACACACACUUCCAUGUUCAGUGCUUCACCUGCCAAGUGUGUGGCUGUGAUCUGGUGCACUCUGGUUUCUUCCACCACUCCGGAGAGUACAUCUGCACUGAGGACUACCAGCGGCUCCAUGGGACCCAGUGUGACAGCUGCAGCCAGUACAUCACUGGGGAGGUGGUCUCUGCCCUGGGGAGGACGUACCACCCACACUGCUUUGUGUGCAGCAUCUGCAGGAGUCCGUUCCCAAUUGGAGACAGGGUGACCUUCUGUGGGAAGAAGUGUGUGUGUCAGCAGUGCUCACACACUCUGAAAAGCGACAAGCCCAUCAAGGUUCACGGGCCAAGCUACUGUGCCGGCUGUGGGGAGGAGAUCAAACAGGGACAGUCCCUGCUGGCUCUGGAGAGGCAGUGGCACGUCAGCUGCUUUAAAUGCCGAACGUGCGGCUGUCCGCUCACUGGAGAGUACAUCAGCAAAGAUGGGAUCCCUUACUGUGAGAGUGACUACCACACUCAGUUUGGGAUCAGGUGUGACGGCUGUAACCGCUACAUCAGCGGCAGAGUUCUUGAGGCUGGAGGGAAGCGUUACCACCCCAGCUGUGCCCGGUGUGCUCGCUGUCACACGAUGUUCUUGGAAGGAGCGGAAAUGUACAUCACAGGUUCAGAGGUUUGGCACCCCAUGUGUAAAGAAGCUGCUCGACUGGAGAGGAAACUGAGGCUGAGGCGCACCUCGGAGACGGUGUCCAUCUCUUCUCCGGGUUCCUCUCCUCUCCUCGGCUCCCCUCACCGGCUCAUCUGUUCCAAAGGCGACGGUGAAGUGUUGGACUAUAAGCAGCUGGCGGCUCUGCCCCGGGUCAAAGCCAUCUAUGACAACCAGAGGCCUGACAUCAUCCCUUAUCAGGCGGACCAUGCACACACACACAACUCUGAUGACACUUUGGAGAGAUACAGCUGCGUACAGUCAUUGGGCUCCUUAUCAGCAUACUCUCAUGAUCUCUUGGACGGCGUUGAGCUGAGGACGAGGCGUUCCAGCUCCACCUUCACUGACUCUCCCUCACACAGCCGCCACGGAGGCUCCCCCCUGCAUUACUAUCUCCCCGGCAGUGAGAGUGGCAGGAGUUCACCUUAUUACAGUCAGCCCAGGUGUUCCUCACCCACCACCACCUCCUUCCAAGCCCCAAAGCAUUUCCAUGUGCCAGAUUCUGAGGACACCAACAUCUACAGGAAACCCCCCAUCUAUAAAAGAAAAGACAUAUCUGCCUCUCCGACAGUCUUUAAGAGUAAGACCAAUGAGAACCUCCUCAAUUCCAGUCGCCUUUCCACCUCCAACUGCAGCAGCAUUUAUCACCCGGACUCCAACUACUACCCAUAUACCGGCUCUCCAAAAGUCUCCAGGGUGAGGAGGUUUUCUGCCGGAGGAGAAGAGGAUGGAUGGAAUCAAAAUAUUAACAAGGGAAUUGGCAGGAUGAUCCUGAAGGAGGAGAUGAAAGCGCAGUCCGGUCGUCACGACAAUGACCAAUGGAGCAGCAGGCGCAGUUCCCGCUGUAGCAGCAAGGAGGCGCUGAACAACCUCGCCUACAGCUCUCUCAACGGCUCUCCCAAGUCCGUCUACAGUUUAGACAGCGACUCAUGCAUUGCCAAAUCAUCCUCGUUGCCAGGCUACGGCAAAAAUGGACUGAGGCAGCCUGGCAGUGCGGGUGCAGAUUAUUACCAGUAUGACAGCAGUAAUGCAGUUAAUUGGCAGAUCAGAGAAUACAAGAUCUACCCAUACGAAGCCCUAAUAGUGUCAGUUAGAGGGCAGCAGCGUCUCCCGAGUGACGUGGACCGAGCCAGACUGGAGCGUCACCUCUCCCCGGAGGAGUUCUUCAGAGUCUUUGGGAUGGCCAUGUCUGCCUUUGAUCUUCUUGUUCAGUGGAAGAAAAACGAACUGAAGAAACAGGUCCGACUCUUCUGAGAAAAUGAAUCCAUUAGAACCGUUUAACCCUAAUACAGGACCAUCGCCAACUCUGUGUGCUCCGGGAAAUAGUCUCUGCCUGCUGACCCCAGACAGUGGAACAGAAACGGGAUGAAAAAAACAGUCUGUCCUCCCUUGAGGAGGCAAAAUUAAAACCGUUGGCCUCCUUAUCUUGUUUGUUCUUCUUAAGCAAUACACAAGGCAGCCAACUGGCCAAAAGGGAAGGAAAACUGAAAGGAGGGGAAGGAAAACUCGACGGAAAGGAUAAACCUUUGAGAGUCAGCAUAUGGGCCGCACUGGAUCUGCAUAAAACAGAAAAUGUCUGCCUUUCCAUUUUUCUACCAGCAGAUGUCAGUGUGUUAACAGUGGCAGUAUCAUGGGGACCAGUUGGACUGUAAGCUGACUACUUCCUACUAUACUGAGGGUCUGCCACACUGCACCAAAUGUACCUCCAUGAUGAAAAUUAGGGAGAACGUUUAGGAAGCCGAUAUGCUGCUUGGAAGACAAACUGGCAUACUGUUGGAGAGAAAAAGGAUCCAGUUUUCUCCACUCAGACACUAUUGUCAGGCACUCAUAAACCAACGACAACAGUUUUGUUCACAUUAGAUUUAGAUUAAGAGAGAUUUAAUACUGGCCUAUGUUUGUUAAUUUGAUGUCAGAAUUUCUUGAAGCCAUAUCAGUGUUUAACCUAAACACUGAUUCUUUAACCUAAACACUGAUUCUUGAAGCCAUAUCAGUGACAGACUGUACAGUACACUGAAGUGGUGCUAAGGUUUAAUGUGAAUGAACUGUGUCAUUGAAAUCAGGUUUAGUAUUAUACACUUAAAAAUUAGACAUCUAUGUUUAGCUUAUUUUUAUUUAAAUAUGUCAGCUUUUUCCAAUUCAUACUGUACGUGCAGCACU
Messenger RNA from Trematomus bernacchii (emerald rockcod), 3239 nucleotides. RefSeq names its product actin-binding LIM protein 3-like. Gene Ontology annotation, cellular component: actin cytoskeleton; stress fiber. Lineage: Eukaryota; Metazoa; Chordata; Actinopteri; Perciformes; Nototheniidae. The transcript is spliced from 23 exons. The record is from RefSeq and is a predicted model, not a curated record. Gene Ontology annotation, molecular function: actin filament binding. Bases 252 to 2336 code for a protein of 694 amino acids. Gene Ontology annotation, biological process: cytoskeleton organization; cilium assembly; lamellipodium assembly.